UACUUUGGUUUUUACAGUCAGUCUGUUUUCUGAACUCUGCUAGUAUGUUGGAUUUUGUAUCGAGGACGGGUUUCCUGAGUUGAAUUUUCUUUUCAAUAAAAGUUUGUGGGUGAAAAGAGUUUUGUGUUGUGAGUGACAUUGCAUUGUAUUGUGAUUAUUGUGUAAAAUUUCAGCCAAUGUUCUUCAUAUCAACCCUUGGACUGAUUAGUGUUUAAUUUGAAGAGUUCGAAAUUACACAAGAAAUUCUUUAACAGCUUUUCUAUAUUUUUCAGUCUCAGCCUAUAAAAUCAUUUGAAAAUAUCGAAAUCUAUGUUGCCGAAAAUGGAUGAGCAACGAGGUCAGCAAUUACUGCAGCAGCAGCCUGAUAUACAAAAACAGGGGCAACAUCCCCCCCAGUCACCAACCACGCCUUCCUGGAGUAUCGCUGAUAAAAUAGUAAAAGAUGAAUUGUCUGAUGAAAAAAAUGAUGAUUCUGGUGUUUCACCCGGACACUAUACGAGCAAUUCCGCAUCUCCAAGAAGCAGAAGGUCGUCUUCAGUGAUGAACUGCAGUCUUUCGCCUGGAAGUUCCAUUUCAGAUUCGCAAAGCAUGCAGUGUACACCUUACGACUAUAGUCCGAGUUCAUAUAAGCUUGACAAUUCACCGUUGACCUUUGGACGUAUAAAUUCAAUAGAUGAAGAUACACUUGGAAUGAAGAACGACCAUCAGGAAGUAGACGGACCUUCUACUAGUAAACAACAACUUUUUUGCAAUUAUCAAUGUCCCCUUUGCAUUUUUACUACUACAAAUAGAUUAACUUUUACUCAGCAUUUAAUGGUUCAUUAUACACCGAGUGAUAAUUCUGGAUACGAUAGAGCUAUCAUGGAGCAAGAUGGCAGGAUAUCUCCAACCAUGUCAGGAGAUAGGUCAGAGUACGAAUAUGAAGAUUUUGAAGAUAUUAAUGUGCCACGCAUUAACUCUCAGGGCAAGGUGAAAACUCACAAAUGCAGACAGUGUAGCUAUGUGUCUAUUACAAAGUUGGAUUUUUGGCAACACAAUCGCAGACAUAUCAAGAUUGACAAAUUGUUAACUUGCCCUAAAUGUCCAUUCGUUACGGAAUAUAAACAUCACCUUGAAUAUCAUCUUCGAAAUCACUUUGGGUCGAAGCCUUUCAAAUGCACCAAGUGUCCAUACUCAUGUGUCAAUAAGUCGAUGCUCAAUAGCCAUCUUAAAUCACACUCCAAUGUUUAUCAAUACAGAUGUGCCAAUUGCUCUUAUGCCACCAAAUACUGUCAUUCGUUGAAGCUUCAUUUAAGAAAAUAUAAUCAUCAACCUGCAAUGGUUUUAAACGCCGAUGGAUCUCCAAAUCCGCUGCCUAUUAUCGACGUUUAUGGAACUCGAAGAGGACCAAAACCUAAGCCAGUGAAGACAAAAGAAGAGAGUCAAUACAGCGUGCAGAAUCAGUUAAACAAUAAUUUAUUGAGUACGAUUUCACCACCAAUUGUUGCUUCGCAAAUGAUGAUGCCAACAUCAAUGCCGCCAAUGGGAACUGCAAUGAAUAUGUCCGUUUUAAACAGCGGAUCAAAUGGAAUGAAUAAUCUUGUGCCAAAUCAUGCUAAUGUGCUAAAUGCAUUGUCAUCUUAUAAUCAACUGCUUGCUGCUGGUUAUCCGAUGCCGAAUUCUAUUUUUAACGAGAAUAUUGCGGAGAAUGCAUUGAAACUUCAAGCGUACUUUGAAUACACCAGAUCUAUGAAUAAUGAGAAAAUUCUCGAAGACUCACUGCUGAAGAGCAUUUCUACAGGAACAAUUCCUUUAAAUAAUAUCUCUUGUCCCGAGAAAAAAGAUAUGGAUUCUAUUGUCGAAAAAUGCGAAUCAGUUCCUGAAAAUUGUUACAUUGAUAAAAAGUAUGAAAGUUCUAAAGAAGAGGAACAUUUUGUGCAACAGCAGAAUGUGAAUAAUUUAAAGAAAACAGGCACUAGUCGACGUAAAGGAAAAGCUGUGAAAUUAGAUAAACAUAUCUUGGAAAAAGAUUCUGAUGAAGAGCAGGACUACGAAACAUCUUACAAUAAACCAGCGUCAACUAUGCCUAAUAAUUCCGAUUCCAAAGAUAAAUCUGAAAAUGCAGAUCAGUUCGCAUGUCAAUACUGUGAGAUUUCUUUUGGAAAUGACGUCAUGUACACUGUUCACAUGGGUUACCAUGGAUAUCAAAAUCCUUUCACUUGUAACAUGUGUGGGCAUCAGUGUUCAGAUAAGGUGUCAUUCUUUCUUCACAUUGCUAAGUCAAAGCAUUGAGCAAGUGACAUAAUUAGCGACAUUUCUUUUUCUCUUGAAAUUAGCAGUGUAAUGAUGAAAGCAACUUACACUUGGUAGAAAUUAUUUUUCUAUUAUAAGCGAAGUAACUUAAGUAAAUUAAGCGCCUUACGAUUAUAAUCCUAAAUGUAUUUUAGUCUUCAGUGUUCAAGUUAUUCUGUUAUUAUCAGCGAAUAAUAUUGAUUAGAAAAAUUAAGAAUUGCGGUUUAGGCCAUCAUAUAUAUAUAUAUAUAUUUAUUUAUUUAUAUAUACUUGGUUGCUUUUGCGAAAUAUUUCGAGCCAAAAACUUGUGGUUGUGAAUUAGAAAGAAAUUGUAUAAAUGCCUCAGGGUCAUAUAAAAGAUAAACUGCCUUUGUAUAGUUACGAUCAAAAGUACUUAGUAACAACUUUAAAGUAAGAUUUUACAGUUUACUGGUACUUUUGAUUUCACAAGAAUUAAUAUUUUUAGAUUAUUUCCAAGCCGUACAAAAGUAUAAAACUGGGCUUGACUAACUACCUCAGAAAAUCAUACAUUUUCUAGAUCUAUAAACAUCAUAUUUUUGUAACACAUUUGUUAGAACAGUACAAAACUAUAGGAUAAUCGUAAGUCUAAUAUUAAUAUUUUUCAUAUUCCAAAGAGGCUUCUUUAAAAAGUAUUAUUAUAAAGAGUGAUUAUAGACGAGUAGAUUUCUUUAAAUUAAUUGUUGUAAAAACAAUAAGUCAAAUUAAAUUUCAUAACUAUGCAAAAAUGUAUAAUAUUAUUCAGAUGCAAUUUAAUUUUUAUACAGAAUAAUUUAAUUUAUUGUAAGAUAAAUAUUGUAGAAAAGCAUAUAUAAGUGUUUAAAUGAAAUAUUGCAAAAAGUGAUGUCCAUUUGUCAAUUAUUGGAAAUAUUAUUUUCUACUGAAAAUAAUUGUCUCUUUUCAAUUAAUUGAUAGUUUGUAUUAUAUAAAAUAUCAUUAAUCUAUCAUAAAAUAUAUAUAUUAUCAUUAUAUUGAAGGCAAAAAAUCAAAAAUUUUCAAUAAAUAUGGAAUCUAAAAUGUACAAGUUUUUUUAUAGACUUGUUUCUAUUUCCAAUGGCAUUAUAUUUAUGUUUACAAUUAUACCUUUAUACAUUAAGAGUUGUAUUAUUCAUAAUUUAUGUAAUCAGAUUCAGAUAUUUAAGCCUACGAAGUACUCAACAUUCCUAUUCUGUGUAAUAUAACAUGUAAUACAUUUAAAUAUUACUUGUAACACCAAUUAAUAAAUUAUUUACAAAUAAA
Messenger RNA from Leptopilina boulardi, 3528 nucleotides. RefSeq names its product protein hunchback (gene Hb). Gene Ontology annotation, molecular function: RNA polymerase II transcription regulatory region sequence-specific DNA binding; DNA-binding transcription factor activity, RNA polymerase II-specific. The coding region runs from base 310 to 2271 and encodes 653 amino acids. Gene Ontology annotation, biological process: regulation of transcription by RNA polymerase II. The transcript has 7 exons. Gene Ontology annotation, cellular component: nucleus. The record is from RefSeq and is a predicted model, not a curated record. NCBI's taxonomy places the organism in Eukaryota, Metazoa, Arthropoda, Insecta, Hymenoptera, Figitidae.